CGAAAACAAUGAAGUGAAAUCGACUGAUUCGAAGAAAGUCAAAGGACAAGAAACAGAUCAGUCGAUUACUAAGGUAAAUGAUGACGGUGACCAUGAUAAUGACCACGAUCAUGAUCAUGAAGAUGACGGUGAUCAAAAUAAUGAUCAUGACAAUGAUAAUGAUGGUGAUGAUGAUAACGAUAAGGAUGACCAUGACCAUGAUAAUGAAGGUGAUGAUGACAAUGAUAAUGAUGAUGGUGAUGAUGAUGAUGGUGAUAACGGUGAUAACGAAGAUGAUCGAAAGGAGACACUGGGGGUAUACGAGCUAAAGAAGGGGAGCCUGACUGUUAAAUUUACUAAUCGCGGUGCUUCUAUCAUAUCUCUACUUUUCCCCGAUAAAAGUGGAAAGAUGGAUGACCUCGUUCUUGGGUAUGAUAGCCUCAAUGAGUACAUGAAUGAUACCCUAUUUUUUGGAGCGACUGUGGGACGUGUAGCUAAUAGAAGAGAAAAGACUGGUGCCAACGAUGCCAAAAACACAAAUCAUGGUGGAAAUAAAGGGUUCAGUGAUGCGAUUUGGAGAGUUGCGAAACACAUCUAUUAUGGCAAGAAACCUUAUAUUGUUUUCACCUACACAAGUCCUGAUGGCUUUAAAGGAUACCCUGGGAAACUUGACGUCACAGCGACGUAUAAGCUGGUAGGAGAAAACCAACUAAAAUUGGUGAUGGAAGCAAAGGCUAGAGAGAAAGCAACUCCUGUUAAUUUAGUUCAUCAUUCUUAUUGGAAUCUUGGUGGUCAUAGCAACGGUGAUAUAUUGUCUGAAGAAAUUCAAAUUCUCGGUUCCGGUUAUGCUCACGUCGACGAUAAUCUCAUUCCCACCGGAAAAAUCCUCUCCGUUAAAGGAACAUCAUACGAUUUUCUCAAACUCCGUCCUAUUAAAGAUAACAUUAAUGAGAUUAAACUAGGGCACGGUAUAAAUUAUUGUCUAGACGGUGUUGCUAAUCAGAUGAGAAAAGUCGUGGUGCUGGUGGACAAAAAAUCGAAGAGGAAAAUGGAGUUAUCUACAGACCAGUCUGGUCUAAAGUUCUACACUGGAGGAAACUUAAAGACCAUGAAAGGAAAAAAUGGAUCGGUUUACCAAGCUUACUCCGGUUUAUGUCUAGAAACACAAAGUUUCUCCAAUGCAAUUAAUAAUCAGUAUCUUCCUUCGCAGAUAGUUCAACCGGGGGACAAAUAUAAGCAUACUAUGCUCUUUAAGUUUUCGAUUGUUCCUAUUAGUAUAGAAUAUCGGUUGGUUUAAGUUUGGUUUAUUAUCGGUUUAAGUCUCCUUUAGCUUAACCGGUACUAUAUAUAUGUAUCAGGAUACAAUGUACAGUGUAA
Molecule: messenger RNA, 1356 nt
Organism: Eruca vesicaria subsp. sativa (arugula)
Lineage: Eukaryota; Viridiplantae; Streptophyta; Magnoliopsida; Brassicales; Brassicaceae
Source: the annotation of a GenBank genome assembly